AGAACCUUCUGAUUUUGGCAGUGGUGGCAGUUUGAGAUCAACUGCACAAAGUGGAGGUCAGGAAGGUGCAGGUGGUGGAGUCGUCUCUCUUAGGGCCUCUCAUUUUCUGGAAAUAGAUGGAAUCAUUGAUGUCUCAGGAAAACAAUCUGACACAGUUGGCUGUGGUGGUGGAGCUGGUGGCAGCAUUGUGAUCACUGGUGCACAUAUAGCAGGUCGUGGCAGCAUCAGAGCUAAUGGUGGAGCUGGGUCUUGUGUUCCCAACUGCAGACUGUGCGAUUUGGAGCGUCGCUGCAUUGCUUGCAAUGAUGGCUAUUAUCUUUUCCGUCAGGCUUGUGUUAUAUGGGAUUGCUACGUUUACUCUUCUUCUUGCUGCAAGGGUGAUCCUUACUGUGGACAGAUUAGAGGGGGUGUUGGAGGGGGAGGACGCAUAUCAGUAACAGCAACUUCCUCCUACACCUACCUGGGAGACUACCAGACAUAUGGUGGAAGGUCACAGUCUGAAGUAGGUGGCUCAGGAACCACCUUCCUUUCCACUCCUGCAAAAAAUUCUACAUCACAAGAAACUUCCCUCAUCUUAAACAAUUACAACAAGGGCCCAUUGGAAGUGUCAAUUAACAACAUCAAUAAUGAUAGUGGAAGAACUUACAUCCUGGUCACUGAAAAUGAGAGCUUUGAUAGUGUUGUCAUUCGUGGCUAUGCUCAUCUAGCAUUCCGAAAGAGAACAGAUGUGACCCACAGUGUUUCCAUUGCUAUUGGAACUCUUCAAGGAGACAAUACUGGGAUGGUGCAUUCAUCCCAAGAGCUACAUGUGGGAAUUGCAGAGUGUGAUGAUCCAUUCCCAACAUCUCUCCGAGUUUAUGAUAACUCUCAGAUGGGGCUUCCCAGAAACAUGAACCUGAAGCAGCUGCAGUUCAAGACAGUCUACAUCAAUGGCACUAUAUCAGGGCUGCAAGACUUACAGAUUGGAGAGGGCGUCACUGUGCUACUUGGUCAGCUGGGAGGGAUGGAGAAUGUUGGAAUGCGACAGUACAGCAUCAACAGCCUGGACAUCUCAGCAGAUGGAGUGUUAGCUGCUGACUAUGUGGAAGAGUUGAAUCCAUCAGUUAUUCUUCAGGUCAACUCUACUGUCAGGCUGCAUGCAGGCAGUGCAAUCACGGCGCCUUGGGUGAAAGUGAUCACUACUAGCCUACAAGUAGAUGCAGCUGCUGUGAUUGAUACCAGUGGCACUGCACCAGAUGGCAUGAAACAGAACGGUGUUGACAAUCCUUCAGGAGGUGGUUCUGGAGCUGGAAGUGCUGCAGCAGGUGGUCAAGGCACAUUUACAGAGCUGGCUGGCCCUUCACCUUACUAUGGUUCCUUGUAUCUGCCUCAUGAGUAUGGAGGAAAUGGUGGAACAGGUGGAGGAUCUGCUUCAGAUGCAAGAUGCUCUCCACAGGUCCAACAUGAGGGUGGCCAUGGAGGAGGUGUGAUAGAGCUAGAGGCCACUGAUAUCAGAAUUGAUGGGCAGUUGCUAAGUGAAGGCAAACCUGGGUCUGGAGCACGGGCUGGUGGAGGAGCUGGUGGCAGCAUCAAAAUCCGCUGCAAGAACUUCCGAGGAGAUGGCACACUGUCAGUUCGUGGAGGGAAUGUUGCUGCAGGAACAACAACAUGUCGUGGCGGUGGUGGUGGAGGUGGACGAGUAGCAAUCUACUAUUCCCAGUCUUUCUUUGACGGAGAGGUUCAGGUUAAUGGAGGGGGUAAUGGGUAUGAAUGUGGAGGAUCAGGAACUGUGAUUUGGAAAGAUGAGAAUGAAAUAGGCUUCAGGCUUCAUGUGGACAACAAAGACACCUGUGAACCCCUCCAGACAGCCAUUGAUUUUGGAAUUCUAUCUGACACUCAUCGUGGUGAGCACAGCUUUCAUACCUGGCUGUAUGACCCCUUGGGUGGUCACAACCAUGUGUUUCUUGCUGUUAGUAUUUUUGGAGGAGCUCAUCUGGCCCUGCAUAGGCGCAACAUUGAUGAUUUCACGCAAAGGAUUCAGAUUAAGAGAACAGGUGGUGACAAAAGUGGUUGGCUACACCUAGGUCCUAAACAAGAAUUGACAGCUGAGUUACCACUAGACUCACCGGAGCUUCAGUUUAGUGUGAGGUCCUAUCCAGGUAGUGUGAUGAGAGCUGACAACACCCUCACACUGCACAACAUGACACUUGACCUUCAAGGGCUGCUGGAAGGUGUCAACAAUCUCAUCAUUGCACCCCAUGGGGAUCUCAUUCUCAGACUAUUAGGCAAUUCGUCAACUACCUUGAGAAAUGAAGUUCAGUUUGGAUCACUGCACAUCCAAGGUGGGGGGACACUACAGGUGCGAAGUCAGGGUCAGGGGAUACGCUUGAUCGGAGACUACAUACGAGUGGACAGUGGUGGGCGACUGGAGCUGGACAAGCUGGAGCUGGUCACAAGAGAACUUGAAAUUCAUGAUUUUGGCAUAAUUUCAGCUACUGGAGAGUCAACACGUACCAGUGCAGGCAUUGGUGAGUUUGGUGGUGGAGCAGGCCAUGGUGGACAGGGUGGUGUUGCCAUCAGCAGCCAAGUAGGGGGAAAGUAUUAUGAUGAUGUCCGACAACCCACUUUGCCCGGCAGUGUUAGUCGAGAGGGCAACAUUGAGAUCAAGGUGGUGGCUAUAUUCACAUCAUCGCCAACAUCACUCGCCUUGAUGGUAUAAUUGAAGCUGAUGGAGCAGAUGCAACGGAGAGAGCUGGAGGAGGAAGUGGUGGUGGAAUACUUUUGGAAACCGAUUCUCUGUAUGGCAAAGGAUCUAUACAUGCUAACGGUGGAAAAGGCUUAUCUACAACUGGCGGUGGUGGUGGAGGAAGGAUAGCUGUGUUCUACAAUAGCCAAGAAUUCACAGGCAGCUACUAUAGCUUUGGAGGGGCAUCGGGAAAUUCCUCUGCAGUUGGUGGGCCUGGCACUGUCUACAUUGAGCAGAGAGGGCAGAACAGGAGACUUUUUGUUAGCAACAUACCGGGAACACCAGAACUAACCGCAUUCCAAACUACUCAGAAGACACCAUUAUUCGUCAAGAUGGAGGCCGUGCAUGGCUGACCAUGCCUGGCACCUACAGCCUGAUCUUAGAUGAGCUCCACCUGACUGCUGGUGCUCACCUGGCCCUUGAGCCCAAUUACAACAGCAACCACAACUUUGAGGUCACGGUUGGCAGAUUUGUGGGUACUGAAAACAUCCAUGACAGGUCUCAAAUUGGUACUCUUCAUGUUGGUCCAAAUCACCAAGUCAAACUCUCCCAGUCUGAUCUGUACAUUCCACUCAACUUCCAUGUCUAUCUUGGAGGCUACCUUGGUUUACCUACCAAGCAAAGCUGUACAACUUAGACUGCUCCGUCAAUGGUACUUUAGGAGGAGUUCAAGAUCUUGCA
Pomacea canaliculata is the source of this 3406-nucleotide messenger RNA. RefSeq lists its product as uncharacterized. Lineage: Eukaryota; Metazoa; Mollusca; Gastropoda; Architaenioglossa; Ampullariidae. The record is from RefSeq and is a predicted model, not a curated record. The transcript has 16 exons. Bases 782 to 2698 code for a protein of 638 amino acids.